AUGACUACGGUAUCGAAUUUGCAGUCCGAAAGCGAUUCUCAAGAAGUGCCUCCUUGCAAAGUGAACAUUAGUUCUCCCGUAAGGGAGGUUUCUCCCUUGUCCGAGGAUACCGGUAAGGUGUCUUAUUCCUCUUCAAGUUCUUCCAAAGACUUUAAGGGCCCCCGCUACAAGGGCCGUCUUCCGAUUUCAGAGGUUCCGGAACUUAUGACUCUUUGUGAGGAGUUUAUUGCCACAAAAAAUGUCACUGGCUUAGCAAUGAUUGCACGGCAAAGAGGUUUACCUCCCUCAUUGCGGUACAAGAUAUGGCCUGUUCUUCUCAGAUAUCAUCCUUACGUUCAGCAUCCUUAUAUCGAACCCGAUUUCGAUGAUGACGAUGAUGCGGAAGAAGAAGAGGAGAACGGCCAUAAGAAUAAUAACAAUGACACCGUGAACGAUCAUAAUGACGAACACAACACUGGCCAUAAUAAGAAAGAGGCCGAUACCGGCAAGUUAAAUAUUCCCUACAAGGAAAUCAAGUUUGACUUGAAGAAGUAUACUCGUUAUACAGAGCGAUACAAGCCUCAAAGCAUGACGCUGGAAUUACACGACCUGUUUGAUAUCCAAGAUAAAAUGUUCGAGGCUAUCGAGGGUGCUAUUGUAAGAUUCGUCAAGAAAUGGGGGUCCAUUGUUAAGUACAACUCUGGUCUUACCUGGAUCGCGAUGGGUUUGGCUGAAUGGAUUCCUCCCCUAGAGAAUUCUGAGUACGUUCUCUGUGGCAGAGAUGACAUUGCAAAAAAUGGUACCAAGCUUAGAAAUGUUAAUGAUAAUUAUUUUGAGCGCUUUGAUUCCUAUGAUUCGGAUAUUUCUUCCAACGCUUCCUUGACUGUCGACUCAACCCCUAGCAUUUCCGGAUCACCCCGUUCUGUUUCUAGUCUGGCCACUUCCAGCUUGACCUCGGACGACACUCGUACAUCCCAUUCCAGACAUUCUAAUGAUCCUUACCCUUUUAAGCCGAUGAAUUUUGCUGAAGUUUACGAAAGAAUGGUUCUUGUUAUUCUUCACACUCCGGAUCCUGCUGAAAAGGAUACGCAUCUUUCUCCUGUCACAACUACAGCAAGUAGUCAUACGAGCGACAGUACAUCACCUUCGGAUAUGAAGAGAAAGUUGGAUCAACUUCCAAAGUUUGGUGGUACAAUCGAGGAUAGGAUCUCCUUUUUCUUUUUUGGCUUAAGAAAACUUAUGCCUGAGUUGCACGGCUACCUUUCAGAUGAAGAUUCCCUCAAGGGAAACUGGAUCUUAUGGUGGUUGAAAUACUGUGGAUCCAAAGUCUGGUCCAGAUACGACAGAGGUAGAACGUGGGAUAUGCUUUUAGGAUUUCGUGUGAAUUGUCGCCACUUUGAGCGUGAUUUACCUGUAUUGCAUAAACUGACAGAUGAGCAGAUGCGCCUGUUAGGUCCAGAUUUAUUCUGGUACCCAGAGGUCGACGAUCUGUCCGUCAAUAAUGGUUAUGUGGAUGAUUCUAGUUUGAAGAAUCCUUUGGAUCACCACGGCAGAUCGUCUUCUAUACUGACGCUAUUGAACCAGGUGUCCGUUGGCUCAUCGGAGUUAACGCCAACCCUUGCCUCGUUAUGCAUUUCAGGCCUCGAAAAUGAGGACAUAGAUGCACUUCCUCAACUUCCUUUCUCGGUUAUCGAUCCGCACAUUCAAAUGAUUUUUGUUUCACUUGCAUUUUUGAAAUCUAAGGAAUUCACGAUUACAGAGUUGGAUCAGUCUGAGAUCAUUCAGCUUUUUAACCGUCUUUCUUCGUUGAAAACCUCGGAGAUAAGAUCAUUUGUAUCUGCUGACGGAAAUACGAUUGAUCAGCAUUACCACCCGAUUAAAAAAUCCAAUAGGGAUAUCGAGAAUAUCAUUCUGGAGGCCGGGGAACUAUGGCGAAAGUUCAUAUACAUGGAGAUGAUGGUGGAUAAUACAUAA
Brettanomyces nanus is the source of this 1953-nucleotide messenger RNA. RefSeq lists its product as uncharacterized. The record is from RefSeq and is a predicted model, not a curated record. Lineage: Eukaryota; Fungi; Ascomycota; Pichiomycetes; Pichiales; Pichiaceae. Bases 1 to 1953 code for a protein of 650 amino acids. The transcript has a single exon.